This is a messenger RNA of Dicrocoelium dendriticum, 1774 nucleotides long. NCBI's taxonomy places the organism in Eukaryota, Metazoa, Platyhelminthes, Trematoda, Plagiorchiida, Dicrocoeliidae. The record is from the annotation of a GenBank genome assembly.
CGAAGACCGGUUCAAACAACGCUGUGACUCACUCGCAUAUCGGAGUGUAAGUUGUUGAAACUGUGCGUGGACCAGGAACACUUCACAUGCAGCCGGAGCAGUCGUAUUUUGCACGUCGAAACCGAGGAUCCAUCUUGGCAAAAUUGGACAGUAUAAUCAAACGUCUGCGUGAUAAAAAUGUCCAGCGAGGCGCGAACGCGGACGUACGCGAAAGUGAAGUACAUGGAAUUGCAAUACAGGUGGCUGACUCUUUCAUGUUCGAUCCUGUAGUUAUUGACCUCCAGCUGGCCGAACCGCUGUACAUAGUUGGUGACAUCCUGGGACAAUUCGGUGAUCUGUUGAACAUUUUUGAAAAGUUGGGCUAUCCACCGCAGAGUAGAUAUCUCUUUCUAGGGAAUUAUGGGGAUCGGGGCAACCAGUCCAUUGAAGUGUUUUGUCUGUUGUUUGCACUCAAACUGAAGUAUCCAAAACACAUUCACAUGCUCCGUGGGAAUCAUGACUGUGAGUACGUCUCAUGGCAAUACGGAUUCCUUGCUGAAUGUGUCAAACGCUUCAGUAAAAACGUAUGGAAAGUUGUUAUGAAUGCCCUGAAUUGUCUACCAGCCGUGGCGAUAAUAGAGGAUUGUAUAUUCUGUGUGCACAGUGGUCUAGUCCCGUGUAUACACUACUCGACGGCAACCAGUUUGGCGCAACUCAGAAUGUACAUCACUGAUAUCAUUCGGAGGCCUGUUUCAUUGACGGAGAAUUUCCUCCUCACCCACCUGACCUGGUCCGAACCAGUAGUGGACACACACAAUUACUCUGCGAACCCGGCCGGUUUGGGACAGUGGUUCGGGGAAAAAGUGGUGGAGGAUUUUUGCCAACGGUUCGGAUUGCAGUUGGUUAUUCGUUCACACGACUUCAUUCAAAACGGGUAUGAAUUCACAGCUGGCGGAAAACUACUAACCAUUUUCAGUGCGUCAAAUAUGGGUGAUGUUUAUCGGAACCUAGGUGCCGUGGUGUACUUACGCAGAGCCCCCGACGGAUAUCGUAUAGUCGGAAGAAUCAAAGUGAUUGUGCGGAGCUCACGUGCUCUCAGGGGAGCAAGAACCAAGAUUCCACUGACCGUGAUUGACUCACUGGAAUAUAAGGCAACACUGCAAAAGAAGGCUGGAGCGCUGGCCAUGUUGCAGGAAAGCUUGCCCAGAAGUCGCGGAAAAUACAUUUUCUUCACCUAAUUGGCUCCAAAUUAUCACACUGACAUUCAGGAUUAUUGUACAGAAAAUACAUUGAUUCUGAAUCUUAUGGCGGUGCCGCAUGCAUCAGGAGAGCUACAGAACCAUCGGUCUCCCCAUCUUCAAGCUAAAGAAAGUAGCUAUUGUUAUGUUCAGUAAUUUUGUGACCAAAUGGCCAUUCAGUGAGAGCAUUCACGAUGUAAUCAAAGCGGCUUUGACAAUGAAGAAAAUUGUCACCUACCAACAAACAUUCUUUUUGGUAUUCGGCCAGUCGCAAGGAAAAAGAUGUCGCUAUUCGCCAAAGUGUUGCGGGCCAACAUUCAGUGUACGUGUUAUCUGAAUUCGUAAUACGUAAGUCUUAUCUGUCCAGGCACUGGACUUCGUACAGAUUGCUGGACGAUCAUUUUUGCAAUCAUAGGUGUACCUCUGUGUAUAUUCUUCUCGAGUUCUACUUUACUGCUGUCGGACAGUUCUGGUUUGCAAUGGACACGCUUCAUAGCGCAAGGUUAUCACUGCUGUAUUCACCUGGCUUAUUGAAAUAAACCUCUGGGAUGGAUUGA